Messenger RNA from Bacillus rossius redtenbacheri, 3416 nucleotides. RefSeq lists its product as uncharacterized. Bases 279 to 620 code for a protein of 113 amino acids. The transcript has 2 exons. Lineage: Eukaryota; Metazoa; Arthropoda; Insecta; Phasmatodea; Bacillidae. The record is from RefSeq and is a predicted model, not a curated record.
UUGUUAUGACGUUGUCACGUUAAACUAUCGUCUGUAAACCGACUUUACAGACAACCAAUUUUUUUUUAUGAAUAAACAAUGAAACCGGGAGCAUAACGCGACUUUGAACCCACCAGCAGUUGUUAUCUGUGGAAGCUGCGCGCAGAUGCGGCGGCCUCUGGCGAGGUCUGCAGUUCCCGUCAGCCAUCAGUGUCUCGGAGCUGCUGACGAGACUUCCAGCUCGUCCCGUGGAUCUGUUGCUUCCCGGGCUGAAUGUCCGGCAUUUCCCCUAACAUACUAUGUCUUCAACUGGAAUGGCACGGGCGAGUCUCUCCCUGCUGCUGGCGUCGUGCUGCGCCCUGGUGGCCGCCAGCAAGGCACCCGUGGUGCUGCCACGGCCCCCCUCCCACCCGCAGCACCAGUACGCCACCGCCCAGCCGGGCCAUGCGCCCGUCACCUCCAGCGAGCUGCCCAAGCAGAUCCCACCCCCGCCACAGCCACCACACAGGCAGAGCUCCACGCCCCAGUACCACGACCCGCGCGAGCUCAGCCGCCUCAUACAGCUGAUACUGGUGGCCCCGGACGUGGGCGGCGACACCACGCGCUGGAGGAAGACAGACUACACCUCCAACGAGGUGUGACCCUCUUCCCCUGGACCUCAUGAGGCAGGGCUCCACCCAACAGUACCACGACCCGCGCGAGCUCAGCCGCCUCAUACAGCUGAUACUGGUGGCCCCAGACGUGGGCGGCGACACCACGCGCUGGAGGAAGACAGACUACACCUCCAACGAGGUGUGACCCUCUUCCCCUGGACCUCAUGAGGCAGGGCUCCACCCAAAAGUACCACGACCCGCGCGAGCUCAGCCGCCUCAUACAGCUGAUACUGGUGGCCCCGGAUGUGGGCGGCGACACCACGCGCUGGAGGAAGACAGACUACACCUCCAACGAGGUGUGACCCUCUUCCCCUGGACCUCAUGAGGCAGGGCUCCACCCAACAGUACCACGACCCGCGCGAGCUCAGCCGCCUCAUACAGCUGAUACUGGUGGCCCCAGACGUGGGCGACGACACCACGCGCUGGAGGAAGACAGACUACACCUCCAACGAGGUGUGAUCCUCUUCCCCUGGACCUCAUGAGGCAGGGCUCCACCCAACAGUACCACGACCCGCGCGAGCUCAGCCGCCUCAUACAGCUGAUACUGGUGGCCCCAGACGUGGGCGGCGACACCACGCGCUGGAGGAAGACAGACUACACCUCCAACGAGGUGUGACCCUCUUCCCCUGGACCUCAUGAGGCAGGGCUCCACCCAACAGUACCACGACCCGCGCGAGCUCAGCCGCCUCAUACAGCUGAUACUGGUGGCCCAAGACGUGGGCGACGACACCACGCGCUGGAGGAAGACAGACUACACCUCCAACGAGGUGUGACCCUCUUCCCCUGGACCUCAUGAGGCAGGGCUCCACCCAACAGUACCACGACCCGCGCGAGCUCAGCCGCCUCAUACAGCUGAUACUGGUGGCCCCAGACGUGGGCGGCGACACCACGCGCUGGAGGAAGACAGACUACACCUCCAACGAGGUGUGACCCUCUUCCCCUGGACCUCAUGAGGCAGGGCUCCACCCAACAGUACCACGACCCGCGCGAGCUCAGCCGCCUCAUACAGCUGAUACUGGUGGCCCAAGACGUGGGCGACGACACCACGCGCUGGAGGAAGACAGACUACACCUCCAACGAGGUGUGACCCUCUUCCCCUGGACCUCAUGAGGCAGGGCUCCACCCAACAGUACCACGACCCGCGCGAGCUCAGCCGCCUCAUACAGCUGAUACUGGUGGCCCAAGACGUGGGCGACGACACCACGCGCUGGAGGAAGACAGACUACACCUCCAACGAGGUGUGACCCUCUUCCCCUGGAUCUCAUGAGGCAGGGCUCCACCCAACAGUACCACGACCCGCGCGAGCUCAGCCGCCUCAUACAGCUGAUACUGGUGGCCCAAGACGUGGGCGACGACACCACGCGCUGGAGGAAGACAGACUACACCUCCAACGAGGUGUGACCCUCUUCCCCUGGACCUCAUGAGGCAGGGCUCCACGCCCCAGUACCACGACCCGCGCGAGCUCAGCCGCCUCAUACAGCUGAUACUGGUGGCCCCAGACGUGGGCGGCGACACCACGCGCUGGAGGAAGACAGACUACACCUCCAACGAGGUGUGACCCUCUUCCCCUGGACCUCAUGAGGCAGGGCUCCACCCAACAGUACCACGACCCGCGCGAGCUCAGCCGCCUCAUACAGCUGAUACUGGUGGCCCAAGACGUGGGCGACGACACCACGCGCUGGAGGAAGACAGACUACACCUCCAACGAGGUGUGACCCUCUUCCCCUGGACCUCAUGAGGCAGGGCUCCACCCAACAGUACCACGACCCGCGCGAGCUCAGCCGCCUCAUACAGCUGAUACUGGUGGCCCAAGACGUGGGCGACGACACCACGCGCUGGAGGAAGACAGACUACACCUCCAACGAGGUGUGACCCUCUUCCCCUGGAUCUCAUGAGGCAGGGCUCCACCCAACAGUACCACGACCCGCGCGAGCUCAGCCGCCUCAUACAGCUGAUACUGGUGGCCCAAGACGUGGGCGACGACACCACGCGCUGGAGGAAGACAGACUACACCUCCAACGAGGUGUGACCCUCUUCCCCUGGACCUCAUGAGGCAGGGCUCCACGCCCCAGUACCACGACCCGCGCGAGCUCAGCCGCCUCAUACAGCUGAUACUGGUGGCCCCAGACGUGGGCGGCGACACCACGCGCUGGAGGAAGACAGACUACACCUCCAACGAGGUGUGACCCUCUUCCCCUGGACCUCAUGAGGCAGGGCUCCACCCAACAGUACCACGACCCGCGCGAGCUCAGCCGCCUCAUACAGCUGAUACUGGUGGCCCAAGACGUGGGCGACGACACCACGCGCUGGAGGAAGACAGACCCACUGGACUGUCUCCCAAGCGCACAGGCAGACAGGCAGACAGGCAGACCGACAUUUAGUGCAAGUUUAUGAUGCUGGUCAUUAUUCAAGAUUUUUGUAAUGUUGUGUGGGAAUGUGCAAGUUGAUUUUGUGUAAUAACUAGUCAAAAUUUGUUCUCUUGGAGAUGAGGAUAAGCAUACUUACGAACAUAUAGACAAUUCAUGUUUAGUGAGAGUUAUCACCAAAAUGAAAAAUGUUUAGAGGACUUCGUUAGAGAUGUAUAUUGUAUGAUAGGCAAAUGAUUGCAUUAAUAUAUUACAUUCGAAAGAGACCUCUUAACAACUAUGUACUGUACAUUUUGUUUCUCACAGGUGUGCAGUUUAAAACCUGAGCCAUACAUAAAUAUAAUUUGUGAUAGGUUGAUUCCAGUAACAAUAUUGUAAUUUUACCAAACAUUUCUCAAUAAAAUCAUAUUCUACUCUC